Messenger RNA from Osmia bicornis bicornis, 2238 nucleotides. RefSeq names its product ADP-ribosylation factor 1 (gene Arf79F). NCBI's taxonomy places the organism in Eukaryota, Metazoa, Arthropoda, Insecta, Hymenoptera, Megachilidae. Gene Ontology annotation, cellular component: plasma membrane; cytoplasm. Gene Ontology annotation, biological process: intracellular protein transport; vesicle-mediated transport. The transcript is spliced from 5 exons. Gene Ontology annotation, molecular function: GTPase activity; GTP binding. The record is from RefSeq and is a predicted model, not a curated record. Bases 388 to 939 code for a protein of 183 amino acids.
CCAUUUUGACAUACGGUACUUUUCGAGAGUGUUGGUUUUAUGUUUUAUCGUUUCUCGUGAAAAUAAUCUUUUUUACUGAAACGUAAGUAACGUAAGUGGCUUAUACGGACAACGUGACAUUACGGGAAACUCUCAAUAAUCAGACAACGUUUAUAAAUAAUGGAAGUUUGAGCGGGGAACCUUUGACGAUUUGCUGGGGAGUAGGUCGAAGGUGACAGACAACCGGGUGUACGCAGUGGCUUCGCAAACCGCACAAUAUCUUCCGCCUUGCUCGCAAUACUUGAGUAUUGGCGUUUUAGGUAGCCGAUCACGUUUUAAAAGUGCAUAGAUCACCAGCAAAACGCUCUAGAGUGAUCCUGAACGGUAUUUACAUAAUCAGCAGUAACCAUGGGGAAUAUGUUUGCAACCUUAUUCAAAGGCCUAUUUGGCAAAAAGGAAAUGAGGAUUUUGAUGGUGGGUCUCGAUGCAGCUGGUAAAACCACAAUUCUGUACAAAUUAAAAUUAGGGGAAAUUGUCACUACAAUUCCCACUAUAGGUUUCAAUGUAGAAACAGUUGAAUACAAGAAUAUAAGUUUUACUGUAUGGGAUGUGGGUGGCCAAGACAAAAUCAGACCUCUGUGGCGACAUUACUUUCAAAAUACACAAGGACUGAUAUUUGUCGUUGACAGUAAUGACAGGGAACGUAUUGGCGAGGCACGCGAAGAACUAAUGAGGAUGUUAGCAGAAGAUGAACUUAGAGAUGCUGUACUUCUUAUAUUUGCUAACAAACAAGUAAGAUCUCCCAAUGCAAUGAAUGCAGCGGAGAUUACCGAUAAGUUGGGCCUGCACUCUUUACGCAAUCGUAAUUGGUACAUUCAAGCAACGUGCGCCACAAGUGGAGACGGACUUUACGAGGGCCUCGAUUGGCUCUCCAAUCAGCUCAAAAGUGCCAAUCGCUAAUUGGAACGUUAUCCUGUCAACAUUCAGUUGCUAUAUUAACAUCAUAAAAAAAUCAGCUACACACCUGUCCCCCCAUGAAUGAGUAAUAAUAUAAAAAGAGGUAACACUAAGUGCAAACUGCGAGUUCUUUUGGAUCUUCAGUGGAGGGUGGAGAGAUUAUCGAAAGUUGUCGUUGUGCCAGGAAGUUAUUGGGGGGAGGGGAGUGGAGAAACGGCCGCAAACACAUUCGAACGGCCACACAGGACUAUUGCCUUGUGCAACUUAUUAUUAUAAUAUUAUUAUAUUAGCAUUAUAGUUACACUUUUUACACAGAGAUACCACAAGAAAGGUGGAAAACUUGGAAGUAAUUGUAUUAAAGUACCUAACUCUGAAACAUACAAUAUAUAUUGAUUAAUUAAUAAUUUGAAUAUCUUUGAAAACAAAAAAACAAAAAAAUUUAAGAACAAAAAAGUGAAGUACCCAUGGUGUUAUCAGUUUGAAUGCGUUGGACAUACUGAUUAUCAUAAUGUAGCUGCAUAUUGUACAUUACAUUAUAUAAAUACGAUGAUAAAAAUGUGAUCAAUAGAUGAGAGAAUGUUGCUCUGUCCACUACAUUACAAAUGUAGCAUCGGCCCAUCAGUUGACAUGAACAAAAGAAAAGGCAGUGAGUGGUAACUGACGGUGCAAUUGACUUACUGUUUCUAGUUGCAAAAGUUUGUUUCUAUUUUUUUAAGUUUUCAGUGGUAUACGUCGAGAAAAAAAAAAGUAAAAACAAAACUAUACAAAAUGGUUGCCUCACUGCUUGGCUAUCGGCAGGUGCAACAACUACACCCUCCUUCACCUGCUCGCGAAUGAAACUAACAGUCAGUCAACCGUGUAUAUAUCUCAGUGUAAAAGAGAUAUCAUUUAUUUAUUGCACCUUGAUAAGGUAAAAUUAGAAUAUUGUCAACAUUCCGAAAUUAUGCAUCGAUCGUGGCGGGAAAUGCAGAUAAAAAAAAAAAGAACAAAAGAUGGAAAAAUAACGUGGAAUAAAACAAAAUAUUAGGAAAGAACCUCUCGCAGUAAAGAGAGAUAGGCCUCGCAAUUUCUAAGCCAGCAAUCCAAACUGGCAUGGCAAUCUGCCAGAUAAAACCAUUUUUGCAAGCCCUUAAAUCUCCUAAUGUUUUUCCUGUCCUUAAACGAAAAGAAAAAAAAAAUACAUUGUUUUUACGAAUAAUCUUUCCCUAAUUGAUCAAAUCGCCUUUCCGUCAUAUGCGAAGAUUCGUAUAAUUAUAUAUGAAUGUUUAAACAAUUUGUGAAAUAUACUGUAAUUGUGCUUUA